GUCACCAAGCUCACCAUAGUGCCUGUCACGCUGCUGAUCAACUUCUACAUGUACACCGUCUCGACCACGCACAAGGUCAAGCUCUCUCUUCUCAUCCUCCUCGCCGGCGUCGGCAUCGCCACCGUCUCCGACGUCGAUCUGAGGCCGCUCGGCCUGGCCUUUGGCGUCCUCGCCGUCCUCUCCACCGCCAUGUUCCAGAUCUGGCAGGGCACGAAGCAAAAAGAGUACGGUGCGCUGCCACUGCCGGCCGCCGCCGGCCUCGCCCGGGCCGCGCCACCGCCGCCUGCCGCCGCGUGGCCGACGGCUCCGAGACCGCGGCGCCCGCCUCGCAGGUAUGAGCGGCACGCAGCUGCAGUACUCGGCACCAUCCUCGCGACGUGCUUCCUGGCCCUGCUCGUCAACUGGUGCUCCUUCGGCCUCAUCGGCAAGACGUCCCCCAUCACCUUCCAGGUCGUUGGCCAUGCAAAGACGUGCCUCGUCCUCAUCGGCGGGUACGUCUUCUUCCCCGUCGCGGGGGACGCGCAGCAGCUGUACAACAACAUCGCGGGCGUCACCGUCGCGAUGUUUGGGGUUGUCCUGUAUGGCCACCUCAAGCACGCAAGCAGCGAGGGCAAGCCCGACUGCCUCGACUCG
Emiliania huxleyi CCMP1516 is the source of this 633-nucleotide messenger RNA. RefSeq lists its product as hypothetical. Gene Ontology annotation, molecular function: nucleotide-sugar transmembrane transporter activity; antiporter activity. The annotation marks the transcript as partial. Gene Ontology annotation, cellular component: Golgi apparatus. The transcript has 3 exons. The record is from RefSeq and is a predicted model, not a curated record. NCBI's taxonomy places the organism in Eukaryota, Haptophyta, Isochrysidales, Noelaerhabdaceae.